Molecule: messenger RNA, 2161 nt
Organism: Pecten maximus
Lineage: Eukaryota; Metazoa; Mollusca; Bivalvia; Pectinida; Pectinidae
Product: cell wall protein DAN4-like
Exons: 10
Coding region: 1-1227 (408 amino acids)
Source: RefSeq, a predicted model, not a curated record
AUGAUAACCACAACUACCACUCCAACAACCACAACAACCACUCCAACAACUACAACUACCACUCCAACCACAACUACCACUCCAACAACCACAACUACCAUUCCAAUAACUACAACUGCCGGUCCAACUACCACAACUACCACUCAAAAAACCACAACUACCAUUCCAACAACCACAACUACCACCCCAACAACCACAACUACAAUCCCAACAGCAACAACUACCACUCCAGCUACAACUACCACACCGACAACCACAACUACCACUCCAGCAGCUACCACUCCGACUACUACAACUCUCGGAACGACUACUUCUACUUUAACCACCACUCAGCCAACCACCACUCAGCCAACCACCACUCUUCCAAAUACUGUCCAGAGAGUAUGUUCGAUCAGGAUUCAGGUUGUGAUAUCUCUCACGAUAGAUCUCAGUAAUUCCAACAGUCCAGGUUACCAGGAAACAAGUCAAACCGCCCGCGCUGCUCUGAUCGUUUUCUACAGAAAUGUUGCUGGAUUCAUUGACGUCAUUAUCAUCUCCUUAACACGUGGAAGUCUAGUUGUUGACCAUAGAAUCGUGACGUCGGACACCCCGGAAGCUAAUGCAGGGAUCACCAAUGCGCUUGUUGGAUUGGCUUCCGGUGACACCAUGACUUAUGGAAACCAAUCUGUACAAACCUCUGCCAUAACUCUGGAGAACAAUGGCGGUACACAAGUCCCGAUAACGGUGAACUCUGACCCCUGCGUCCUGUUUACUGCGACAACAACGGCUAACUGUGGUGACGGGAAAACUUGUGAGGUGAUUGGAGGCAACGCUACCUGUGUAGAAAUCCAAUCUUCAGAUGGAUUGGGCGUUGUUGUUGGUCUCGGCGUUGGAGUGUCGGCUGUUCUUCUUCUCGUCAUAAUAAUACUAGUAUGGAUGUGUACGAGACGCAGGAAUAGGAGAAAACAUCAGACAACGAAAAAGACACUCAGACCUCCGGGGACACCGGCUGCCCUUCCAACGCGGUUCCAGGCUAACACACCAAGCUGGAGCCAUCAGCCAUCAUUUUACUACAAUAACGGGCUAGACCUUAAUGAAUCGGAGAAGUCCGUACCAGCUUCUUUUAGAAAUCUUCCAUCCUACAAUUACCUGGAUCACGAUAAGCCUCGAAGAAAACAAGACCGUGGACGUAGAGAGGAAGAUACGUAUUAUUUCAACUCGUCAGGCUCAGAGAGCAGACGACAUUGAUUAUAGGAUUCAGUAAUUUCGCUGAAUUCGCUGAAUGGAAGUCUCAGGUUUAUAAGAUGGGGUAUGGUGCCAUUUACCGAAGGGAGACACUAGUAACACCAGUAUGUAGAUAGAGCGGCGAGAACAAUCACUUAUUUAUUAAAUUCUACUGUUAAUAUUCAAGUUUGCUCUGGAUAGUCCUUAUAUGGAUAUUUUAAAUACAGUAUUAUAUAUACUGGGAAUUUAUCAUUUGAUGUAUGAUUAUCAUUGUAAUGUUGUAAGACACUGCUGAUAGGCGAAUACUAGUAAAGAAUAAGUAAUGUAUUUCAAUGUAAAAAAAAAUGUUUUACUAAACACGUGUACUGAGCUUUAUUUUAACCGGCAAUAUCAAUGUGUAUAUCACAAUUUGCCAUAUUUGUUUUUGAUUUGAGGCUUACAUCUCUGUAAUACAUGGUAUGGUUACAUGUCAUGCUUUAACGCAAGUACAAAAUGCGAUUUUAUUGUUCCACUUGAAUACAAAUAUUGUGUUUGUACGCUUCUGCUAAUCUAUUCUUCCAAAAUGUCAAAACAAUGAACGCUGUGAUGUGUCGACACAAAUAGCAAUGCACAAUAGUUUUGUGGUUACUUUAGUUGUUAAAUAACAAAGAUAUGUUGUUUGUUACAAUAUAAAUAUAACAUUAUCUUCACUGUAAAAUAUUGUUAUUAAGUUAUAAUUGAAAUGAAUCAUCUAAAACAAUGCGUUAUUACUGAGUAUUUAUUACAAUUAUAAGGUCAUAGGUCAUUUUAUCGAAUGAUGAGGUAAAACUAUUAAGAUGCUACAUUCCGACAAAAAGAAUAAUAAUAAACGAAUACAAUAUAUAAUAAGCAAUUGUGUAUUGAUACAAUAUUAAAAAUUCAAUACGCUGCGUUGUAACUACCCUCAAACAGUUACAUAAAUUGUGUUGUAACUACCCUA